AACCCAAAAAAAUUUGUAUUUAUUUAUUUUUUUUUUUAAUGAAAUUUUUAUUUCAUAAAAAGUGAAAGAGACAACGGGAAGAUGAACAGCUUGGGUCAGCUGAAGCGUUGCCUGCAGCGCCGCUAUCGAACUGUGGCCUCAGCCAUUCUAUUUGUUGCGCUGCUCACGUUCUUCCUGGAGCAGAGCUACGUGGGCCAGCAGCGGGAUCUGCUGUACUGGCGGGAAAUGGUGCUGCACAUCAGCCAUCGGCCGUGCCUCUUGUGCUUUCUGACCGCCACGGUGCUCUGCCCGCUGCUGAUAAUGUUGCUGAUCCAACAGCGCCUGAUCCUGCGCAUAGAGUACACGGUGGCCAAGCUGAUGCGCCUGUAUCGUCGGCGCAAGUUUGCCGACUUCAUUGUGCGCCGGCUGCUCCUGCAGCUGGAGCUGGCCAUGCUGCGCAUGCCAGGGCAACUGGAGGCGCAGCAGCUGCUCGACGAUCCGACAACAAGGCGACGCUAUCAGCUGGCCAGCGAUGCUGCCCAUCGGGCGGUGGACAUCUUCAGGCGUGACGCGGCCGCUCUGCUGUUCCAGCGCUAUCGACUGUACCCCGAGGACACCACCUAUGUGCUGCGGGAGGAGGAGCUGGUUCUGCUGCACGGCGGCUAUGGCCAGAUUGAGUUGCACGUCAACAGCCAGGUGCUGCGGCGUCUGCUCUAUCCGCAGGGCAAGAGCCUGGCAUAGUUUAUACAAAAUUUCUUGUUUGUCGCGUUUUCAUUUCUCUUCUAAUCUAUAUACAUAUAUAUACUCUAUAAAACUCAUUAGUGCAACUUUAGCAGCUCCGUCCGCAACCCCCCGGCUCCUGCUGCUUCGCGCUUUGCCCCGCUUAGUGCGUGUCAUUCGCGUCAUUUAUUUAAAUUGCCACAUUUCGGACUUAAUGUGCUUAUGCCGCCGAAAUAAAACCUUAAAUUUCCACCCUCUGUGGAAAAUGAAUAAAAACGUAAAGCUGUAUGAUAUAGUGGUCCAAUCCGACAUAUGUACUGCCUGCUACAUAAAGACGGCCUGCAAAGUCUCCAGACGAUAACUUUAAAACUGGGAGACCUGUUCGCAUAGAAACUGACGGACUGACCCAUGGACGGAUAGAUAUAUAUAUACCGAUACGUCGGUUGAUGCUGAUUCAGAAGAUUUAUACUCAAUGAGCUGGGAGAUGUCUCCUUCCAUGCGUUACACAUUGCCUGACAAAACUAGCAUACCGUCCACAAGGGUAUACAAAAGUAACUAAAAUAUAUUUUUUCUCGA
Messenger RNA from Drosophila novamexicana, 1275 nucleotides. RefSeq lists its product as uncharacterized. Lineage: Eukaryota; Metazoa; Arthropoda; Insecta; Diptera; Drosophilidae. The record is from RefSeq and is a predicted model, not a curated record. Bases 82 to 720 code for a protein of 212 amino acids. The transcript has 2 exons.